This is a messenger RNA of Cydia strobilella, 2409 nucleotides long. RefSeq lists its product as uncharacterized. Bases 17 to 1219 code for a protein of 400 amino acids. The record is from RefSeq and is a predicted model, not a curated record. The transcript has 2 exons. Lineage: Eukaryota; Metazoa; Arthropoda; Insecta; Lepidoptera; Tortricidae.
UUAGAAGUUGUUAAAGAUGGAGCAUUCCAUCAAGCUGCCACCAAACUUUGAUUUGCGAGCUGCAAAUGCGGCAACAGAAUGGCGGCUAUGGCGUCUCUGUUUUGAAGACUACUUGGUGGGUUCGGGGCAAGAUAAUGCCGCGGAUAAGGUAAAAUUGGCCCUCUUGAGAAAUAUGUUAGGAAUGGAAGCUGCCAGAAUAGUCACAACGUCGCUACAACUUUCCGAGAGUGAAAAAGAUAAUUACGAUUCAGUAAUGGCCGCAAUCACAAAAUAUGUCAGCCCGCGUGUAAAUGAAGUGUUUGAACGAUUCAAAUUUAACAAUAGAAAACAACAAGAAGGAGAAAGCUUCGAUAGUUUCUUUACGGAAUGUAAACAAUUAAUUUUAACAUGUAACUAUAAACAAAACAAGGAUUCAAUAGAAGAUCAAUUGUUGAGGGACAAAAUUGUACAAGGAGUAUUAGACAAAACAGUACAAGAAUCCUUACUGAAACUAGAUAGCCUUACACUUGAAAAGGCAGCCAACUAUUGUCGCACUUCAGAAAUGAGUAAACGACAGGUGCAGGAGAUGAACCCAACAAUAGAAAUUGAUGUGGUCAAAAAAUCAAAAUCCCAUCAGGCACAGAAGAAAUACUUAUUUCAAUGUAGGAGAUGUCAAACUCAACAUGGGCUGCGAGAAUGUCCUGCCUAUGGGAAAAAAUGCACCAGAUGUGGAAAAUUGAAUCACUUGACAGUCAGCUGUAAAGUCAAGAAAAUUAAUUUAACUCGAGAAGAUUCAGAAGAGUCUGAUGAUGACACUUUAUUUUGUGGUGCAGUUAGUAGUAAAGGGAAAAAGAAAUGGAUGGACUUUAUUAACAUCGAAGGAAAGAGCAUAUAUUGUAAAAUUGAUACCGGCGCAGAAGUAAGUGUAAUGCCAACAAAAAUCUUCAAGGAACUUCAUUCUAGUGCGGCGCUCAGACCAACAAAGACCUUAGAAGCAUUUGAUGGCACAAAAGUCAAAGCCAUUGGAAAGGUCCGUCUCCAUUGCAAGUACAAGGAGCGAGAGUGUUAUGAGGACUUCAGAGUUGUAGAUUGCAAGUUAAUGUUAUUAGGAGAGUCAGGUUGUGAAGCUUUAAAACUAGUGAAGCGAAUUUACAGUGUUGAUGAAGCUGAAGAUGGGACUCUAAAAGAGGACUUCAUAAAAGAAAAUAUAGAUGUUUUCCAAGGUCAUGGACCAAAUUGAAGGCUACUUUGGAGAUAUACCAAACGUUAUAACUUGGUUUGACGAUAUUUUAGUAAUGGGCGAGACAGAGGAAAUUCAUAAUGAAGCUGUGAGUAAAGUUUUGGCCAAGGCCAGGGAGAUUAGAGCAGUCUUCAAUAAAGAUAAACUACAAUAUAAAAAGUCUGAGGUCAAGUAUGUAGGCCAAAUAUUUAAUGGAACGGGUAUGAGUGUGGAUAAAGCGAGAGUUGAGUCACUAAUUAAAUUAAAAGAACCAACAAAUAAAGAUCAAUUACAACAAAUAAUUGGUUCUUUCAACUAUGUUAGACGCUAUGUUCCUGAAAUGGCUGAAUUAUUAGCACCAUUAAGUAAAUUACUUAGAAAAGACAUUGAAUUUCAGUGGUUACCAUUGCAUGCCAGAGUUUUUAAAGAACUAAAAAAUAAAAUUUCUCAAGCUCCUGCUUUAUGUCCAUUCAACCCACAAAAACAGAUAAUUCUGCAAUGUGACGCUUCUCAAAAUGGGGUAGGUGGCUGUAUGUUUCAACAAGGAGAAAAUAAUGUCUUAAACCUUGUAGCAUGUGUUUCAAGAACUAUGAAUGAUUGUGAGUUGAAUUACAGCCAGACUGAAAAAGAAUUAUUGUCAAUAUAUUUCACAACUCAAAAGUUCCAUAAAUAUAUUUAUGGAUCAAAUGUUGUAGUUCAAACUGACCAUAAGCCUCUACUUGCAAUAAUGUCUAAACCAAUUAGUAAAGUAGGAUCACCACGUUUAAGGAGACUUUGUCUGAAGCUCUUAAACUAUAGUUUAGAACUAAAAUAUGUGCCAGGUAAAGAAAUACAUUUUGCUGAUAUGUUGUCAAGAAACAGUUUAAAAAUAACAGAUAAUGAUCCUCAGAUGUUGGAAAUGGUACAUUCGGUAUCUGUUCACUUACCUAUGAGUGACGAAAGAAAGGCUCAAUUUAAACUUGAAACAAGUCGCGACUUGACACUUAAAGAAAUAUAUAAGUACUACUAUGACGGAUGGCCAGAUGAGAAAAAACUGUCAAAAAAAUGCCUUCCAUAUUUUAAACUCAGAGAUAAAAUUUAUGUUGAAUCGGGCCUCAUCUUUCUUGAGAAUAAAAUUAUUGUACCGGAGAGUUUAAUACAGUAUGUACUUAAAUGUGUACAUGAAGGUCACAGUGGUAUUAGCAAGUCUAUUAAGAAAGCCAGGCAGCUUU